This is a messenger RNA of Microthlaspi erraticum, 1402 nucleotides long. The record is from the annotation of a GenBank genome assembly. Lineage: Eukaryota; Viridiplantae; Streptophyta; Magnoliopsida; Brassicales; Brassicaceae.
AUGACGACGAGGCUGGAGAAGGUAGGGUUAGUUGUAGUGGCAUUGGUGAUGGUGUGGUGGGGUUCUUGCUCGGGGAGGUUCGUGGUGGAGAAGAACAACCUGCGAGUGACUUCGCCGGAGUCCAUCAGAGGAAUCUACGAAUGCGCCCUCGGUAACUUCGGCGUCCCUCAGUACGGCGGAAGCAUGUCCGGCGCGGUGGUUUACCCAAAAGCUAAUCAGAAGGCAUGCAAGAACUUUGACGAUUUUGAAAUCUCUUUCCGAUCCAGAGUCGCUGGAUUGCCCACAUUCGUUCUCGUCGACCGAGGAGAUUGUUACUUCACCUUGAAGGCCUGGAACGCGCAAAGAGCUGGUGCUGCAACCAUCUUGGUGGCAGAUAACAGACCCGAGCCACUAAUCACCAUGGACGCGCCAGAGGACGAGACAGCAGACGCGGAUUACCUGCAGAACAUCACGAUUCCUUCGGCGCUGUUGAGCAGAUCUCUAGGGAGCGCCAUCAAAACGGCCAUAGCUCACGGGGAACCUGUUCACAUAAGCCUGGACUGGCGGGAGGCUCUUCCACACCCGAACGACCGAGUGGCCUACGAGCUAUGGACGAACAGCAAUGAUGAAUGCGGAGCCAAAUGCGAUGCACAAAUCCGGUUUCUCAAGAGGUUCAAAGGAGCAGCUCAGAUUCUUGAGAAAGGAGGCUACACUCGCUUCACUCCCCAUUACAUCACCUGGUAUUGCCCUGAAGCGUUUCUGGCAAGUAGACAAUGCAAAACGCAAUGCAUCAACGGAGGAAGGUACUGUGCUCCCGACCCUGAGCAAGACUUCUCCCGAGGAUACAAUGGGAAAGACGUGAUUGUUCAGAAUCUACGCCAAGCUUGCUUCUUUCGAGUGACCAAUGAAACUGGGAAGCCUUGGCUUUGGUGGGAUUAUGUCACCGACUUCGCCAUCCGUUGUCCCAUGAAAGAGGACAAGUACAACAAGCAAUGUGCCGAUCAAGUCAUUCGUUCUCUUGGAGUCGAUGUGAAGAAAGUAGACAAAUGCAUGGGAGACAUAGAAGCAGAUGCUGAGAAUCCUGUCCUUAAAGAUGAACAAGAAGAACAAGUUGGGAAAGGGUCGCGUGGAGAUGUGACAAUACUACCAACUAUUGUAAUAAACAACAGGCAAUACAGAGGGAAGUUGGAGAGAUCGGCGGUGCUAAAGGCGCUUUGCUCAGGGUUUCAAGAGACGACUGAGCCACCCAUCUGCUUAACCGAAGACAUAGAAACGAAUGAGUGUUUACAUAGCAAUGUAGGGUGUUGGGAGGAUAAGACAACCAACAUUACAGCUUGCAGGGACACUUUCAGAGGAAGAGUAUGUCAGUGUCCCAUUGUUCAGGGUGUCAAGUUCUUGGGUGACGGUUAUACACAUUGUGAAG